Messenger RNA from Cryptococcus amylolentus CBS 6039, 752 nucleotides. RefSeq lists its product as hypothetical. Bases 1 to 561 code for a protein of 186 amino acids. The transcript has 2 exons. Lineage: Eukaryota; Fungi; Basidiomycota; Tremellomycetes; Tremellales; Cryptococcaceae. The record is from RefSeq and is a predicted model, not a curated record.
AUGGUCAGCACAUCCAUGCAGCGUCACAAGACUGGCCGCCGUCCCGCCAGAUCCACGCCCUUACCCACGGACACCUCCCUCUCCAUCCCCUUGGCGCCCAUCGCUGUCAACUCUUAUGACUUUGUUAGCACUCCCGGACCUCUCACCACCAACGCCCCGCUCCCCACAGUCCCCCGCCAUAUCCACGCUGCGACCCUCCAACACCUCGCCAACACGUCUUCACCCGCUCAUCCUCCGCUCUACCUCUCGAUCAACGUCAAGGUCCCUCUCGCACCGUUGAAGCGGAUCUCGACGAUACCAAUGAAGGGCGGAGAAAAGUGUAAGAGCCGAUACUGGUUUGAGAUGUGGUCGUGGGAUGAUGAGGAAGGUGUGGAACGUCCUCGGGGUAGGUGGGGGCCUGGGGCGGGGUAUGGAAUGGAGAUUGUGGGUGGAGACGAGCCGAAGGCUUCGAAUGAGCUUGACCAAGAAGCUGCAAGGGCAAUGUUCGGGCGAGAGGAAGCGUAUAGGACUCCUCUUCCAGCUAUCAGCGUGAGUAAGAGACCAGCCUUUGACAUCUCCUGACACGCCGUAGUACGAUCUCUUUUCUCAGCUCGCGAUCGAUUAUGCCAGCGACGGUCCCAAGAGACGAACCGAGGAGAUCAUCGAGAGACCCGAGUCGGCGAAACGUACAAGAGCGGUGGGCAAUGUGGGAAACGCGAUAUAACAUCCAAGCGUAAUAUCGGGGAAAUUGGAGAGCAUCUUGUGUCCAGAGA